Molecule: messenger RNA, 1031 nt
Organism: Polypterus senegalus (gray bichir)
Lineage: Eukaryota; Metazoa; Chordata; Cladistia; Polypteriformes; Polypteridae
Gene: c1h11orf58
Product: chromosome 1 C11orf58 homolog
Exons: 5
Coding region: 84-617 (177 amino acids)
Source: RefSeq, a predicted model, not a curated record
CCCAGGAGGCAACGGGGCUCGAACUCCGCGGGUGAAGAGUCGAGUCGAGGCGAGCGCUUGUGCGACGUCCGGGCUGAGAGUGAAUGCUACGAAGGAUGAGUUCGGAAGAGGAGCCGCAGCACGGGGUCAAGAGGGCCGCCUCGCCACAACUCGGGCCUUCUAGCUGGGAGGCAGCAGAUCUGGGGAACGAUGAGCGGAAGCAGAAGUUUUUGAGGCUUAUGGGAGCUGGAAAGAAGGAGCACACGGGACGCAUCGUGAUAGGAGAUCACAAGUCAACGUCUCACUUUCGGACAGGGGAGGAAGAUAAGAAAAUUAACACAGAGCUUGAGCAUCAGUAUCAGCAAGGACUAGAUGGGAAAUUAUCAGGAAGAAAUCGACGACACUGUGGCCUGGGCUUCAGUGAGCCGGAGACUCCCGAAGACGUGCAGAGCGCCGAAGCCGCCGAGUCGAAGGAAGGGGACAGCACAGCAGACGCCGAGACUGAAGCCGAAGCGCCGCCAGAAGAGCCGUCGUCCAGAGCGGAGGAGUCGAGCAAGCAGCAGUGUGAGCCCCACUGUGCCGAGGGUAGAAAGGACAAAGGGGCCAACUACAAAAUGAGCUUCGUCAAGUCGUCGUAGGCGCCGCUCGCCGUGUUCCCUGCAUGUCGUAAGGACAACACCUACACAUCCACGUGGAUUUUAUCAACCUUUAUCCUGUUCAACGAAAAGCUUCCUCGUGACCUUCACGAAUCCGUUGGGCCGCUUUGUGGACCCCUCUGUACUAUCGGCGUGCUGCCCGCAAUGAGGAAGAGGAGGCUUUUUAGCAGGUGGGACUCCACUUGAACUGCAGUGGUCACCAGUGGUCAGUGGCGUCCACGUUUGUGAGACUUGACUCUAUCCGGACGGCAGUUAAGCUACGAAACGUCCGCGCAAAAUCAUAGAGGUGACCCCCGGAAUUGGGGGAGUUUAUUAUCGUUUUGGUUUUUAGGGGGGAGGAGGAGGGUAACCGUUGGGUCUGGCCGAGUUUUUGAGGAAAUAAAGAAUUUAACAGAC